UCCGCGCUCCGUGUGGAGCGCACUCAGUGUACGACAGUAUAUUAUCCACAGAUCAUAUCCAGAGGACAAGUUAGAGAUGCUAUAAAAAUGUGUUCUGGUGAGAGGGGAAGGAGCUGUUCGAAGUAAACUGAUCUCGAUUAGGUAUAGUUUAGUCUACCCAUACAGUGCCUACUCUCCGCGCGAAGACAGGGGCGACAUCAGACAUCGCGCUCCGAGUGGACUUCUUUUAAAACUGAUUUCAAAUGAACUACACAAAAGGACCGGACAAUAUCUAGUCACAGUACACAAAAACUCCAGAGGAUUUUACUGUUGGGGAUCGUAAGACAGCUACAUAUCUCAUAGGAUAUCCCAAGUUGUAAAGGAGGAUGGGGUGUGUGUGGCUGGUGACGGUAUAUGUGGUGUGUGUGUGCCUUUGGGGUCAGAGCAAGUCAGACAGGACCAAUCAGGCCUCUCCCAUCCAUCUGCAGGUUGGCAAUGGAGCCUCGGAACUGUGUAUGAUAGAUGUGAUUCUGUGCCAGGAUGAGAAUGCGUUGCUGAGUUUCGAGGCGAUCCGUAGCAUCCACAAACUGAUGGAUGAUGAUGCGGAUGGAACCGUGGACAUGAGCGAGACAGACGGGUUCCUGAGGGAGGAUCUGAAGUACCAUGACCCCAAAGGGAAACACAACAGUUUCCAUGGAGCAGACCUGCUCAUCAGUGUAGAGGACAUGUGGAACGUAUGGAGGGCCUCGGACGUGUACAACUGGACAGUGGAGAAGGUGGAGGACUGGCUCAUACAAUAUGUGGAGCUCCCUCCGUAUGUGGACAUCUUCAAGAAGCACAAUCUGGACGGAAGAGCCUUACCCAGGUUGGCAGUAAAGAACACCACUCUCACUCUGUCCAUUCUGAAGAUUAUUGACCGGAGUCACGCCCAGAAACUACAGCUGAAAGCAAUGGACACCGUGCUGUUCGGACCACCACUCAUGAGCAGACACAGCUACCUGAAGGACCUGAUGUUAGUGGUCUCCAUAGUGAUGGCGCUGGGUGGCUGCUGGUUUGCUUACAUCCAGAACCGUAGCUCCAAAGACCACCUGGGCAAGAUGAUGAGGGACCUGGAGGGCCUACAGAGAGCAGAGCAGAGCCUGCACGACCUGCAAGAGAAGUUGCAGAUCGCCCAGGAGGAGCAUCGUAGUGUGGAGGUUGAGAAGGUAACGUUGGAGCAACGUCUGAGGGACGAGAUCAACGAAGCCAAGCAAGAGGCCCAGAGACUCGGUAAGCUACGGGAGGGAACAGAGAACGAGUGGAGCAGGCAGAAAUACGCCGAGGAAGAGCUGGAUCAGGUGCGUAUGGCCCUGAAGAAGGCAGAGCGGGAGCUGGAGUCUCGAGCCUGUUGGUCUCCCCCUGAAGCCCUUAAGACCUGGCUGCAGCUGACCCACGAGAUAGAGGUCCAGUACUACAACAUCAAGAAACAGAGCGCUGAGAAACAACUACUUCAGGCCAAAGAGGGGGCUGACAAGAUCAAGAAGAAGAGGAGCACCCUAUUUGGGACGUUCCAUGUGGCUCAUAGCUCCUCCCUGGACGACGUUGAUCACAAGAUCCUGACUGCCAAGCAGGCUCUCGGUGAGGUGACGGCUGCUCUGAGGGAGAAGCUUCACCGCUGGCAGCAGUUGGAGUCUCUUACAGGCUUACCAUUGGUCAAUAACCCCGGUCUGCCCGCCCUGGCCGCUGCCCUCAACCUAGACCCCGCCUUCCUGGGCCUGCACCCGUCCACCCCGCAGCACCUAAUCCUAUCAGACGAUUUAGACGACAUGGACGAGAAUAUGCUGUCCCCAGGGACGCUGCGGUACGCGGCCUGGCAGAUGGACCGGCGAGUGAGUGACCUCUGGCCAAUGAGCGGCAUCUCCGACAGCCAAUCCCCAUGGAAGUAUUCUGCUCCCAACCUGAUGCCCCUGCGACAGCGCCCGGGAGACCCCUCACUGGCCCUGGGCUUUCAGAGGGAUCUGAACCGGUCUGACUCAGACUCCUCCCUCUUCCUGUCCCAGAGCGAAUCACAGCGCACCUACAUAUCUAAGCCCCUCCCACCAAAGCCCCUCCCCCAGCAGGGCAGGGCUCCCAUUGACAGCCCCUUGAUGAUGUCAUACGGCCUGGAGAAGAGCUCCAGUCUCGGGGAGCUCCGCGGCGGAGGAAGUCCCACCCUCGCCCCUGCUUACUCCACACACUCCCUAUGCCCCGCCUCCUUUGACCCUGAUGCGCGGUCGGGGAAGGGGGACAGCCGUAUCCUCCACAUGCAGGCCAAGAAGAGCCCCCUGGAAGAGGACAGCUGUUUCACGGGCGAAGAGAUCGACUCGGGCAACGGGCGAAAGAAACACACCUUCAAGAUCUUCAAGAGGAGGAAGUAGGCGUAGUAAAAUCACAGGGAGGCACCAGAGAGGAAGAGCUACAUUCCCGUUGUUCACACUAUAGGCUAGCAUACCACUUAGAAUAAACCAGUGUAUUGGGCAUGCAUUCGAAGGGGUCUACAACUAGUAUGGAUAUUAGAACAUGGCCGUGUACUAAGAAUAAAUAAGUGACAUGGUCUAAAGACAUAUAAAUAAAUGACAGGAAUUUAAGAAAAAUAAAUAAUUUACAUGGACUAAAAACAAAAAAAGAAGUUACAUAGACUAAAGAAAAAGAAAUGUUGAAGAAAUGUUUUAAGCUUUAAAUGCGAAUGCAGCAAUAAUUAAAGAUAUUAUUUAUAAAGUUGUUUGUGACCAUACAGGCCAGCAAGGUUUUAUUUGAUAUUAUUUUUGUAAUUUCUAAUUUUAAGAGUACUUAAGUGUUUGUUUUUUUAGUUUAUGUUUUGAAAGGGGUUUGGUACUAGGUACUUUACUUUUCCGGAGGCUGUGGGUACAGAUAGAUCACAUAUGUUCAAUAUUUAUAUAUUUGAAUGGAGUUGAUACCAGUCAAAAGUGUGGACACACCUACUCAUUCAAGGGUUUUUCUUUAUUUUUACUGUUUUCUACAUUGUAGAAUAAUAGUGAAGAAACCUAUGAAGUAACGCCAAAAAAGUGUUAAACAAUUCUAAAUAUAUUUUAUAUUUGAGAUUCUUCUAAGAAGCCACCCUUUGCCUUGACAGCUUUGCACACUCUUGGCAUUCUCUCAACCAGCUUCAUGAGGAAUGCCUUUCAAUUAACAGGUGUGCCUUGUUAAAAGUUAAUUUGUGGAAUUUCUUUCCUUCUUCAUUUGUUUGAGCCUAUCAGUUUUGUUGUGACAAGGUAGGGGUGGUAUACAGAAGAUAGCUCUAUCUGGUAAAAUAGCAAGUCCAUAUUAUGGCAAGAACAGCUCAAAUAAGCAAAGAGAAACGACAGUCAUAACUUUAAAACAUGAAGGUCAGUCAAUCCGGAAAAUGUCAAGAACUUUGAAAGUUUCCUCAAGUACAGUUGCAAAAACCAUCAAGCGCUAUGAUGAAACUGGCUCUCAUGAGGACCACCACAGGAAAGGAAGACCCAGAGUUACCUCUGCUGCAGAGCAUAAGUUUAUUUUAGUUAAAUGCACCUCAGAUUGCAGCCCAAAUAAAUGCUUCACAGAGUUCAAGUAACAGACACAUCUCAACAUCAACUGUUCAGAGAAGACUGCGUGAAUCAGGCCUUCAUGGUCGAUUUGCUGCAAAGAAACCGCUACUAAAGGACACAAAUAAGAAGAAGAGACUUGCUUGGGCCAAGAAACACAAGCAAUGGACAUUAGACCGGUGUAAAUCUGUCCUUUGGUCUGAUGAUUUUUGGUUCCAACCGCCAUGUCUUUGUGAGACGCAGAGAAGGUGAACGGAUGAUCUCUGCAUGUGUGGUUCCCACCUUGAAACAUGGAGGAGGAGUUGUG
This is a messenger RNA of Salvelinus fontinalis (brook trout), 3831 nucleotides long. Its product is annotated as stromal interaction molecule 1-like. The transcript is spliced from 14 exons. Gene Ontology annotation, molecular function: calcium channel regulator activity; protein binding; calcium ion binding. Gene Ontology annotation, cellular component: endoplasmic reticulum; plasma membrane. The coding region runs from base 366 to 2375 and encodes 669 amino acids. NCBI's taxonomy places the organism in Eukaryota, Metazoa, Chordata, Actinopteri, Salmoniformes, Salmonidae. The record is from RefSeq and is a predicted model, not a curated record. Gene Ontology annotation, biological process: store-operated calcium entry; intracellular calcium ion homeostasis; activation of store-operated calcium channel activity.